UAUUCUGGGCGGAUCAUCUUUUCUGCGGGGAUCAAGGAUCUUGUUUUUAACAUUUACCGCCCGUCAUUGUUAUCAAAAAUGGAAACAUGAAGAACUGAGAGGUGUAAUUAAGUCGCAGCACUUUUAUUAUACUGCACGUCGGCGGCUUCUGGGCAAGGAUGAGGGAACUUCAAGCCGUUGACAGCUUGCUGUUGAAAGAGCUGAAGUCAUGUUGUGCUAAAGAGUACAACUUUCUUCCCAGAGAGACUGGUCUGAAGCUGAUGGAGUCGGCUUCCACAGAGAAACACAGUGGAGUGUCGGCGAAAUGCAGGGACACCAGAGCUGAGGAGCUGUGGGGCCUGACCAGUUUCUUUGGCUACAGCACCCAAACGUUUGUUCAAGCUGUCAAUUUGCUUGACCGAUUCCUCGCCAUUAUGAAGGUGCAGCCCAAACACUUGCCCUGUAUUGGAGUCUGCUGUCUUCAUAUUGCAGCCAAAAUGGUUGAGGAAGAAAGCAAUGUCUCACCCACCCAUGAACUCAUUCGCAUCAGCCAAAGCAAGUUCACUGUGUCAGACCUCUGUCGCAUGGAGAAGAUCAUCUCAGAGAAGCUCAGUGUGGAGCCUGAAGCAGUGACAGCCUUAACCUUUCUACACCUCUACUACUCAGCCUUCACAUCCCUGUCCGUUGGAAGGGAGGAGAUCCCAAGCAUUGGGAGACUGGAAGCCCAGCUAAAAGCCUGCUUAUGCCGGCUUGUUUUCUCUAAAGCCAAACCAUCAGUGCUGGCACUGUCACUCAUUGCUCAAGAGUUUGAAGCUCUCCAGUCCAUCACCUUGUUGAAGAUUGUCCAGCAAUUCCAAAGAUAUCUAAAGAUCGGUGACAGCGAGCUGCUUCACUGGAAGGAACUUGUGGCCAAGUGCAUGACAGAGUACCGCUCGAGCGAAUGUAGCAAACCAGACAACAAAAAGCUGGUUUGGAUUGUGUCCAGGAGAACGGCACAGAAUCUCCAGGCCAAUCACUUCAGUGUCCCGGGUCUGCCAACUAUUCCUGAGGGGACCUGGAAUGAGAGUGAGAGUGAGGACUCCUGUGAGGACAUGAGCUGCGGAGAAGACAGUCUAUGCGGCUCGCCGGGAAGUGACGGCGAAGGAGCCUUCUUCCCUUCCAGCUUUCUCAAAUGCAGAAAGUGAUGAGUCCUCAUUGUGCAGUAGUGCCGGAUGUGUGUUUGUCCCCUGAAUUGUAGCUGCUUUAAAGUGGUCACCAUGUUUCAGAGUAAACCUGUGUUUCACUUGUUACAUAUAUAUCUAAUACGUGUGCCAAGUGACAGGUUGCGAUCAUUAAGUGCCUGUGUUGAUUCAGUUUGUUGUUGGUUUCUUUAAUGUUUAAAAAAAAAACAACAAAAAAAAACAUAUCGUAAUAAUGCAAAAUGGAAAAUUGCAAUAUAUCUUGGCAGCUUGAUGGUAAUACAUCUGAAUGUCUUUUUCCAACAUGUUCUCUCUGCGGUUGUUUGUGUCCAAGCUCGACACAUUCCAGGAAAAAUAGUGAAGCACAAAGAAGAACUUACUGGAUGUCAGUCAUGAGGUUAACUCACUGUUGAAUACCAGCUAACACUAGCACAUCCUCAAUCUUUUUCUACAACAGUUUUUUAUACUCAGUGCUUUACAUAUAUACAGUACUCUGCAAAUGUAUGUUUACUUACGUACAUACACAAUUAUAAUGUGAUAUAUAUGACAUUGUAGUGUUACAAUAUCAGACUGUAGAUGCAUGGACACAUUGAAAUGUGUGAUUAUGAAUGGAUGUUCAUGUUUACCAAGAUAAGCUUACUGUAAAAAAAAAUGUUUAAAAAAAAUGUACAUAACAUGUAAAAAAGAAGAAAAAAUUUUAUGUUUUGUGAACGCGACAUAAUGUGUGUUGUAUUUGAUAUAACGUGGAAUAUGUUGGAAGGGUCAGAAAACUCCUUCCAAAUAAAAAAAAAAAGUAGUUUUUAUCUA
Seriola aureovittata is the source of this 1964-nucleotide messenger RNA. RefSeq names its product cyclin-G2-like. NCBI's taxonomy places the organism in Eukaryota, Metazoa, Chordata, Actinopteri, Carangiformes, Carangidae. Gene Ontology annotation, molecular function: cyclin-dependent protein serine/threonine kinase regulator activity. The transcript has 8 exons. Gene Ontology annotation, cellular component: nucleus; cytoplasm; cyclin-dependent protein kinase holoenzyme complex. The coding region runs from base 159 to 1163 and encodes 334 amino acids. The record is from RefSeq and is a predicted model, not a curated record. Gene Ontology annotation, biological process: regulation of cyclin-dependent protein serine/threonine kinase activity; mitotic cell cycle phase transition.